CCAAUUUCGGCUAGAUUUUCGGGCUUCUUCUCUCUUUAUUCCAAUCGAUCGGGACUUUGGGCUUGUUAUUUAAUUUUAGGGUUUGGAUUUGACUCGGCUUAAGAUUUGGAUGUAAUUUGGGGCUAUUCGUUGGUUUCAAUAUCAUAGCAGGACGAAUGGAAGGUUUUGGAUUGCUUUAGCUGAGAACUUCAUUGCAAUUCAUGUCUUUCGUAUGGUUUGACCGAAUGAAAUUUGCGGAUUUCUGGGUUGAUUUAGUUCAUGGUUUGGUGUAAUUCGAGUCCGUUGUUUAGUCUCAGUAGCAUAGGAAAUAAUUUGGAAGGUUUUGGAUUGACUUGGCUUAUUGGUAUGGAUAUGUUUUCGAGGUGGCAGUUGCUUUUCUAUUGGAACGAAGGAUGGGUUUAAGAUAUUUGAUGCACGGAGUGGAAGAUUAUGCUACAAGAGAGAUAAGCUGGUGGACCUGAUGGAGAUUGUUUGAGGUGAGGAAAAUUUGAUUGCCAAAAUAUGAACUUGAAAUUAGAGAUUGAUCAAGGUUGGAAAGCUUGAAGAUGAAUUAAGUCCUUGCUAGAAACCCAUGCUCUGGACAGCAAAGUAGAAAGUGUUUUACUAUUGGAGGAAGAUCCAGCACCAGGGUUUGGCUAAAGUUGUUGGUGCAUUUAGCAUUGUAGAAAUGCUAUUUAGCUCAAGUCUUCUUGCUAUAGUUGGAGCAGGGGAGCAGCCAUCAUUAUCUCCUCGGCGGCUUUGUCUUUUCAAUACUGUUACUGGAACUGCACUGAGAGAACUAAAUUAUUUGACAUCAAUCCUAGCCAUUCGUAUUAAUAGGAAAAGACUUAUUGUCAUAUUGCAAGAUAAAACAUAUAUUUAUGACUUGAACAGCCUUGCCAUUCUGGACACCAUAGAUACUGUGCCAAACAACAAAGGGCUCUGUGCAUUUUCUCCUAGUUCAGAAGGUUGCUAUUUGGCUCUUCCAGCAAGUACAACCAAAGGAUCUGUUUUAGUGUACAACACAGUGGAGCUGCAAUCACUUUGUCAGAUAGAUGCCCACCGUUCACCAUUAGCUGCAAUUGUCUUCUCUUCCAAUGGCAUGUAUCUGGCAACAGCUUCUGAACAGGGAACUAUUAUCAGAGUGCAUCUAGUUUCACAAGCAACUAAGUCAUAUAGUUUUAGAAGAGGAUCAUAUCCAUCAACAAUCUAUUCCCUAUCAUUUGGACCAUCUGCUGAACUUCCAGAUAUUCUUGUUGCUACAAGCUCAUCAGGCUCUUUGCAUGUAUUUUUCCUGGGACAAUUGAUAAACCAAAGAAGAAGACCCAACAAGCUACUUGGUUCAAUGAUCCCUGACUCGGUCAAUGAUGUCUUUGAACAAGCUCAUCAUCAUGUUCUUCACAAUGUUGUUCCUGCCAGUGUGAAAAGCUAUGUGACAAUCUAUAACGUAGACAAUGUUCCAAGUGUUUCCACGGUUUCUGCUCUUCGGGCGUCUAUUUUCAUCAUAACCUAUGAUGGGAACUUCCGCGAGUAUAGUUUAAACGUCACUAAGUUGAAUGAAUCUUCAUGGAGCUUGGAGCGUGAAUUCAACGCACUAGAAACGAUUUCUGAUAACCCCUGCUGACUAAGAACCGUGCAGGAAACAAAACUCAGCUGUCAAUCGUGGGAUAAAUAUGCUUUUGUCCUGCAAAUUUGCACGAUCGAACAAUAACACGAAGCUGUAAGGAGGGACCGGAUUCGACUGUGAUGGAUUCUCUGGGAGACAUGACCGAACACUUUCAUUCCUUGGGUUGGUUGCUGAAGAUCAAUGCACUGGUUUGUGUGGCUGACAGCCAGUUAGCGCUGGUGCAAAGAGCAUACUGAUUUUCGUGGUGUAAUCAUAAGAAAAAUCCGCAUUUGGCACUUUGGCAAAGAACAUAAGGAUUUUCUUCGGUCGAUUGCACCUUUAGGGUCAGUUGUAUAUUGAAGCAACAUGAUAUAUUUUUCUAAAUCAUCAUAACUCUCUGUCAAUGUAAUUGUAAUACAGGAUUACAAUUAUAUAUAUCCUUUCAUUCCCUUCCCUUCA
Messenger RNA from Phoenix dactylifera (date palm), 2044 nucleotides. It is a transcript of the gene ATG18B, whose product is annotated as autophagy 18 B-like protein. The record is from RefSeq and is a predicted model, not a curated record. Gene Ontology annotation, molecular function: protein binding. Lineage: Eukaryota; Viridiplantae; Streptophyta; Magnoliopsida; Arecales; Arecaceae.